Messenger RNA from Cladophialophora carrionii CBS 160.54, 3012 nucleotides. RefSeq lists its product as uncharacterized. The coding region runs from base 1 to 3012 and encodes 1003 amino acids. The record is from RefSeq and is a predicted model, not a curated record. NCBI's taxonomy places the organism in Eukaryota, Fungi, Ascomycota, Eurotiomycetes, Chaetothyriales, Herpotrichiellaceae. The transcript is spliced from 5 exons.
AUGGCUGCCAUAGCGCUGGAUGCGUCUCUGAAGGAAGUCCUUGACCUGUUAGACUUGGACAAAGUUCCCGAAAAACUACGAUGUACCAACUGCCACAAUCUCAAUCUGAGCCCUUACAAGACAUCCUGUUGCGAUGUCUACAUCUGCGAAUCCUGCUUCAAUGACCACCGCAAUUCGACUUGUCCCAAAUGCGAACACAAACCUUUUACCGACGACAUCUGUAAGCCCAAUAAAGGCAUGCGUGCCACAGUCAAGACCUGGCUCAAGAGUCAAGAGAAGGCCAAAGCCGACGGACAGGACAAAGCGGAUGCCGCGCAACCAUCCGCGGACAAACCGAUGGUGAAUGGCGAUGGUCAAGCAGGAAUGACGGCGAAUGCCGCAGCUGUGGCAGAAGACCAGCCGCCGGUCGACGCAGUUGAGACUGAAGGGACGCCAGCCGCCGACUUACAACCUUCCAUCGAGGAACCUGAUCACGAGUUCGUCGAUAACGACGACGACAUUGAAUUUCAAGUAGAACUCGACGACGACCAUCAGCAACUUCCCGUCCAACGACCGAAGAGCGCAGAAGAAACUCCUCAACCCCAAUCUACCAAAUCCUUCGAGACCCUUCAGCCGCAGUCACAAGACGCGCUCAAUAACAACAGCUUUGAUGGGAUGAAUGGCGUUGAAAUCUCGGAUUAUAUGGGUGGCUUCAAUAACAACAUGGACGCGACCCAAAUGCAGCAGAUGAUGCAGAUGAUGCAGGCCAACAUGCAGAACGGCAUGCCUUUCAACCCCAUGAUGAUGACUAUGAUGUCCAAUAUGAACCAAAUGUCUGGCAUGCUCGGCGGGUUUGGCGGUCCCAAUGGAGGCAUGAACAUGAAUGGAAUGAAUGGCAUGAACAUGGGCAUGAACUUCGAUCCCACCCAAGGGAUGUAUGGCUGGAACGGCCAGAGCAACAGUAUGUGGCAGAAUAAUAAUGCAAAUGCAUUCCCGAAUGGCAUGGGCAAUAACCUUGGUUCCGCUUAUGGUUUCAACAUGGCCCCAAAUGGCAACUUUCAGCAGAACUACGCAGGUGGUGAUUUCCCAAAUGCUUACCACAACGGCCGCGGCUAUGGCAGAGGCCGUGCUCGCGGUCGUGGCGGCUUUGGAAGAGGUCGCGGUAACUUCAAUCAGUACUCGCAGUAUCAACAACCACAGGGCUAUCAAAACGGCCCCGGUCCGCGGCAAUUCGAUAACCGCAACACGCAGUCUCACAUGAUGCACAAUGACCGCGCCGCGACGAGCGCCCACCAAGAAGACGAAGACAAUCGUGAGGUUGUCGACGAGAGUCAUGAAGAUGAUGACUUUGCCCCUGGUGGCCAAGAGGAGGUCCAGGAGGCCCUCGGUGAAGACUACCAGAAGUCAAGUGUCGCCCCGGGCACUGCUACUCCUGAGGUCGCCAUCGCUGCAGAUGCUAAUGGAACGGGUGAACCGGAGCCCGCGCGGCAAGCUGAUGCCCUGAGUAUUGAUAACGUGACCGAGGCUGCCGUUAAGAACGAGCCUGAGUCCGUCGAGCAAGAGCCUCCUGAGCCUGUUCCCUCGGCUGCGCCAGAGAAACCAAUACCAGAGGCUUACAAUGAGGAUCUCCAAGGUUCGAUGGCACCACCAUCCGCGCCGCUGGGUCCUUCGGCUCAAUAUGGUGACUAUGGGUUCCGUUCUCGAGGACACGGUAGAUUCUCGUCGCGCGGUCGUGGUUCAGUGUCCAUGUCAAAUGGUCAUGUUGCCUCACAAGUAAAGCCCUUUUCACCUUCCUCACCACUGACAGAGCCCAAGGGGGUCGGUGUCGUUGGUGCGCCAACGGGUCCUAGAGCGAUGCGUGAACCGCCUGCACCAGCGCCUACGAGACCAGUCUCUCGAUCCGCGGCGACGGGGUUCCAGAUCAUGGGCAGGGCAUCUAUGACGGCGUCGUCAAGGUCAGAAUCACGGGAUGUUGACAGAGCUCAUAGCAAAUCACCCGAUCGAGAGAGCAGAGACCAUUCGAGACGGCCGUACAAAGAGGAAAAGUACCGCAGUUCGAGGCGUGAAACCGAGGCCCAAGACGAGAGGGACCAUCGCGAUCAGGAUAAGCGAUCCAGGAGGUCGUCAAAGCGAGACACCCACGAUGAAUACGAGCGGGAUGACCAGGAAUCUUCUUAUGCUCCAUCUGAGUCGGCAGAUUACAAGUCUUCCUCGCGCCGCAGUCGAAAUGAUAAGGAAAGACCGUCCAAGCAUUCCUCGCGCUCACGACGGCAUCACGAAGAAGAUGCCAGCGGCGACCACGAGAUGGACGAUUACGAAGACUCGACGCGGUCAAGCCGAGACGCAUACGGCGAAAGCAGAAGCAAACACCGAAGCACCAAAUCGUCCAAGUACGAUGACCGGGAGCGAGAGCGGGAGCGAGAGAGAGAGCGUGAUCGCGACCGCGACCGUGAUCGAGACCGAGAUCGAGAAAAGACCCGAGACCGGGACCGCGAUAAGGAGCGAGAUCGCGAAGACCGACAUCGAGACCGUGAUCGCGAUCACCGAAAACGCUCCCGCCACGACCGCCACCGCGAGGACAACGCCGACUACGACUACGAUUACGAGCAACAAGAAGAAACUGUCGAGGAAUCCGAGUCCCGACACCGCUCCCGUCGCCACAAGAAAGACCACCAUCGCGACACGUCGGAGCAUAACGGCACAACAAACUCCACCGCCCUCCCCAAUGGCCGUUCUCAGUCUCACCGUUCGAGCGCGAACGGGACGCCGGCGCCUGCACCCUCCCAACCGUCGGCGGCAGCGUCCAAGCUCGCCGAGGAAAAGGACAUGUACACCAUCGAACGGGAGAAGUUGUCCCGGGAACGCAUGCUCAAGGAACAGCAACGACGAGCGAAACAAGCGGGCGCUCCUGGAUCCGGAAGUGCAAGUACGAAUCCAGGGAGAAGAAUGUCGCACAAAUACGAGGAUGACCUGGAACGGCAUUUGGUGGAAGGGGAGAGACAGAGGCUUGGCAGUGGCAGGACGUGGCGGUAG